Molecule: messenger RNA, 4605 nt
Organism: Calliphora vicina (urban bluebottle blowfly)
Lineage: Eukaryota; Metazoa; Arthropoda; Insecta; Diptera; Calliphoridae
Product: RNA helicase aquarius
Exons: 10
Coding region: 80-4540 (1486 amino acids)
Biological process (GO): mRNA splicing, via spliceosome
Cellular component (GO): catalytic step 2 spliceosome
Molecular function (GO): mRNA binding; helicase activity
Source: RefSeq, a predicted model, not a curated record
UUUAUUGCUUCUUUGUGAAAUCGUGUUAAAUUUUAAUUUCUUUUGAUAUUCCUCGAUAUUUUAACUAAAAUUUAUAAUAAUGAAAUUAAAAAAUGUUAAUAAAUACAAAACUGAGCGACAGGGUGUGGAACCCAAAACACAGAAAGCUUCCCAGAUGACCGUGUCACAAUUGAGUGAGGAUAUUAUAUGGGAGAUUGCCUCGAAGUUUUGGUCACCCGACACAGAAGGGUCUCAUGAACCCUACGAUGCCCAACUUGUGGAUGAUAUAUAUUUAAGAGAGAUUAUGGAACACAGAAGUCCCACCCGGCGUAUUGUGAUGCUAGAGUUUAGUCAAUAUUUUGAGAAAUAUUUGUGGCCUAAUUAUAAACGUUCCACGGCUACACAUGCUCAUUUGAUGUCUAUUGUUUUUAUGGUUAAUGAAAAGUUCAGAGAACGUGUGGAGGUAUGGCCGACAUUUGAACAGCGUGCCGAAGAGUUUGCCGGAUUUUUUCGCCAUGUCUUGGAAUUGUGUCUAAAUGAAGAUAAUAAAACUUCAAUAAGAGAGAAAACUGCAUUAGUCGUAUUUUUGAAUCACUGUUUCAAUAGCAUGGAAAUAGAAUUGUGCCGCAAUCAAAUCAGACGUUUGGUGUCUUUGUCCAUGUGGUCUUGUUUGCAACCAAAACGUUUGGAACAGGAGCUUAGAGCUAUUCCCGAAUGGAGAAGAAUUUGGAAAAAGUUGCAGAAAAAAGAAAAGAACGAAAAGAAUGCGGACAUUGAAUGGGAACGUCAUUUUCUUCAAAACCUGAUAAUACAAUUUUUGCAAGUUUUGGAGCAUUUACCAUUGGAGGGUGCUGUAGAUUCCAAUACGAUUUUGUAUUGCGAACGUUUUCUGGAAUUAAUGAUUGAUUUGGAAGCUUUGCUGCCCACACGGCGUUUCUUUAACACUGUCUUGGACGAUACUCAUUUAUUGGUUCGUUCUCAGAUUAGCAAUUUGGUUCAGAGACCGGAGGGAAAAUUGUUUGGCCAGCUCUUGGAUAUGUUAAAAUUCUAUUCACGCUUCGAAAUCAACGAUGUCACAGGAGAUUCCUUAACCGACCACGAUAUGACACAAAUCCAUUAUAAGAAAAUCACCUCCCUACAAAGAGCCGCCUUUUCCAAGUUUCCCGAUUUAAGAUUAUUUGCUCUCUCCAAUGUGGCCAGCAUAGAUUCACGUGACUCUUUGGAAAAGCACUUUGGCAACUUAGACGAAAAGGCACUCAAACAAAUUGCCUCAUUUUUGAAUUUGGUACCCGAUGAAUUGCAACCACCUUUACAAUGGCAUCGUUUGGACGAGGAUUUUCUCAAGGAGUUGCUAAUAACAAGACAUGAAAAACGUUGUUCCCAAUUAGAUGCCCUCAAUGAAAUGCCCCUGUAUCCUACCGAAGAUAUAAUAUGGGAUGAGAAUAUAGUGCCCUCUGAAUAUUAUACAGGCGAUGGUUGUUUGGCAUUGCCAAAAUUAAAUUUACAAUUUUUAACUUUACACGAUUAUUUGUUGAGGAAUUUCAAUCUGUUUCGCUUGGAGUCAACCUAUGAAAUUCGUCAAGAUAUUGAGGAUGCUGUAAGUCGUAUGUUACCCUGGCAAUCGGAAGAUGGUGAUGUGGUAUUUGGUGGUUGGGCUCGUAUGGCUUUGCCUAUAGCAUCGUUUGCUGUUGUCGAAGUAGCUAAGCCCCAUAUAGGAGAAAAGAAGCCAUCUAGGGUGAGGGCUGAUAUUGGUGUUACGUUAUCGGUGCGUAAAGAGAUCAAGGAUGAAUGGGAAAAUCUGCGCAAACAUGAUGUUUGUUUUUUGGUCACAGUAAAGCCUACAAAACCAUAUGGUACUAAAUAUAAUCCUCGGGAACCAUUUAUACCACAAGUGGGUUUAGUUUAUGUGCGUGGUUGUGAAGUGGAAGGUAUGUUGGAUGCUAAUGGUCGUGUUAUAGAAGAUGGCCCCGAUCCUCGUCCCCAGUUGCCGGGUGAGCAAAGAACAUAUCGUGUUUGGUUGGAUUGCAAUCAAUAUCGCCAGGAUAUGGAUUCCUUGCAAGAGGGAGGAGAUGAUGUUUAUGAAAGCUUUAACAUAAUAAUGAGACGCAAACCGAAAGAAAACAAUUUCAAAGCUGUUUUAGAAACCAUUAGACAUUUAAUGAACACAGAGUGCGUGGUACCCGCUUGGUUGCAUGAUAUUUUAUUGGGCUAUGGAGAUCCAAGUGCUGCCCACUAUUCCAAAAUGCCAAAUCAAGAACGUGAUUUGGAUUUCAAUGAUACUUUUCUAUCCUAUGAACAUAUUGUCGAAAGUUUUCCCGAUUAUGCGAUAAAAUGUGAUAUUGCCGAGGAACAACGUAGUGCACCUUUUCGUUUGAUAUUUGAAGAUGUUGCAGAGAAAAAAGAGGAAUCAGAAGAUGAUAAAGAAAGUAAAGAUGAGCCAGAGGAGCUAUGUAAAUCGAUUGUUGUGCAACCGUAUAAAUUCGAGAAUCGUGGUCCCUAUUUGGGUAACAAACCUAAGCAAAACUCCAUACGCUUUACACCCACUCAAAUUGAAGCCAUACGUGCUGGUAUGCAACCAGGCCUGACGGUAGUUGUAGGUCCUCCUGGUACCGGUAAGACCGAUGUCGCAGUUCAAAUCAUUUCCAACAUCUAUCACAAUCAUCCCAACCAACGCACGUUGAUUGUAACCCAUUCCAAUCAGGCCCUUAAUCAACUGUUCGAAAAGAUUAUGGCUUUGGACAUCGACGAAAGACAUUUACUGCGUUUGGGUCAUGGUGAAGAGGCUUUGGAGACCGAGAAAGAUUUCAGUCGUUAUGGUCGUGUUAAUUAUGUUUUGGCCAAACGUCUGGAUUUAUUGCAGCAAGUACAAAAACUUCAAGAAUCUUUAGGGGUACGAGGUGAUAAUGCCUACACUUGUGAAACGGCCGGAUAUUUCUAUCUUUACAAUGUCAUGGCCAGAUGGGAGAAAUUUCAAACACAAGCAGCUGCUGUGGAGAAAAACGAAGAUGCCAGUGUUUGGCGUAAAGUGUUUGAAGAAGAAUUUCCUUUCAACAAGUUCUUUGAAGAUGCUCCUCAACCUUUGUUUAAGGGUGACAAUUAUGAGGAUUAUAUGAAUAUCGCCAAAUCCUGCUACCUUUUCAUUUCGCAUAUAUUCACAGAACUGGAAGAGUUUAGAGCUUUUGAACUUUUGCGCACUGGUCUGGAUCGUUCCAAGUAUCUUUUGGUCAAGGAGGCAAAAAUCAUUGCCAUGACUUGUACACAUGCUGCCUUAAAACGCAAAGAAUUGGUUAAUUUAGGUUUCCGUUAUGAUAAUAUCCUAAUGGAAGAAUCUGCUCAAAUUCUAGAGAUAGAAACAUUUAUACCCCUGUUAUUACAAAAUCCUAUGGAUGGUUUUAAUCGCCUUAAGCGUUGGAUUAUGAUAGGAGAUCAUCAUCAAUUGCCACCGGUGAUUAAAAAUAUGGCCUUCCAAAAGUAUUCCAAUAUGGAACAGAGUCUCUUUACAAGACUUGUGCGUUUAGGUGUGCCCACAGUUGAUUUGGAUGGUCAAGGUCGUGCUAGAUCUAGUAUUUGUUCUCUGUACAAGUGGCGCUAUAAGAAAUUGGAAGAUUUGCAGCAUAUUUUGGACACUCAAGAAUAUCGCCGUGCCAAUGCUGGUUUAUUGCAUGACUAUCAAUUGGUAAAUGUGGAUGACUUUAAUGGAGUUGGAGAAACGGAGCCUAAUCCUUACUUUUAUCAGAAUUUAGCUGAAGCCGAAUACAUAGUGGCUGUUUAUAUGUAUAUGCGUCUUAUUGGUUACCCAGCGGAGAAGAUUUCCAUUUUAACUACUUAUAAUGGUCAGAAACAUUUGAUUAGAGAUGUCAUCAAUGGCCGGUGCGGCAAUAAUCCCUUAAUUGGCUGGCCCCACAAAAUCACCACCGUAGAUAAAUACCAGGGUCAACAAAAUGAUUAUAUAUUAAUAUCAUUGGUGCGCACGAAAGCUGUAGGUCAUAUCAGAGAUGUCAGACGUUUGGUGGUGGCCAUGAGUCGUGCCCGUUUAGGUUUAUAUAUCUUUGGCAGAAUGGGAUUAUUCAAAAAUUGUUUGGAAUUGCAGCAAACAUUUAAAUUGCUAACAAUGCGUCCACAAAAACUACAACUAAUUGAAAACGAAACAUAUCCCACCUCACGCAUGACCAACGGCCAACCGGAAGAGAAGGUUAUUACCAUAAAUAAUAUGACACAUAUGACCCAAUAUGUUUAUGAAAUGUAUAUGAAAAAAUUGGAAACCAUUAAAGAUCAAAUGCCCAAUACAGCUGACACAGAGAUCUACAGUGAGUUACCUAAAGAAGAUGAGACUGGCAUGAACGUAGCCGCUACAGAAACAGAGUUCGAAGUUAUAGAAAAACAACCAACCGCAAAACGUGCACCAAAAGAAAGUUCGGCGAAAAAGGCAGAACCAAAAGUAUUUAAACCUACGCCCAUAGUUAAUGAAGUUUCCGAGGAAACUGAAAUUGAGGAGGAAGCCGAAACGCCCACAGAAGAACAAGAUCCGGAAGCAGCAACAAGUAGUGAAGCAAAAGAAUAAUCAAUAUUUUUAUUAAUUUUACGAUUUUCUAAAAAAUAUAAUAAAAACUUAUCAAAGAUACAAGA